AAUAUUUAUUAUGAUUUCAUCCCUUGCAGCAAAAACAUUUGAAGAUCUAUGAGGGAAUACUUGUAAUACAUUUAGCAAUGAAUAAAUUAGCAUAGGAAUAGGAUGAUUGUACUUUAUUUUUUCUCCCUUUACAGACUUCAGAAACAUACAGAGAAACAAGCAUAUACAAACAUCCAAAGAAAGUAAAUUUUCCAUAUUAUGUUCUGUUUCUCAGGGCUGAUGGGAAAUGCAUAUUUACAGGGGUUCAUAUCAUUUGAAGAUGUUGCUAUGGACUUUACCUGGGAGGAGUGGCAGGUCCUCGAAGAUGCUCAGAAGACUCUAUUCAAAGAUGUGAUGCUGGAGACCUACAACAGCCUGAUGUUUUUGGGACAAUCCAUUGCCAAACCUGCAGUGAUCUUCAAGUUGGAGCAAGGAGGAGAUCCAUGGACAUUAGAAGAACUUCCCAGCUUGAGCCUUCCAGGUUAGUCAGUGCAUAGUUUCCUGGGACUAGUGUAAUACAUUUUCUUUUGAAGAAUUUAUAAUUCAUUGAGAGGGGAAGACAAAAUGUUAGUACUGGUGAGAUUAGAAAAAUGUAGAAACGUUUUCCUGGGAUAAGAGUGUGCAA
Messenger RNA from Tupaia belangeri chinensis (Chinese tree shrew), 604 nucleotides. Its product is annotated as zinc finger protein 809. NCBI's taxonomy places the organism in Eukaryota, Metazoa, Chordata, Mammalia, Scandentia, Tupaiidae. Bases 199 to 465 code for a protein of 88 amino acids. The record is from RefSeq and is a predicted model, not a curated record. The transcript is spliced from 2 exons. Gene Ontology annotation, biological process: regulation of DNA-templated transcription.